AUGGCGGCCUCGACUCGACCACAACCAAGACGAGGUCCAUCGGGAGCAUGGAACAGAUUAAAGCCCGCUCCCUCCGAUCCACUUGAAGCAUACGGUCUUCCAUCCAAAGGAGAAACGAGACUCCAUGACCACAAAGCUCAGGAAACAUACUACACCCGCAUCGUCGAGCGGUACAUGAAAUUCUGCGCUUCCUCCAACGGUGGCGACGACCUCGAAGCCGCCUUCUCCUCCCUCUCCAUCAAACCCACCUCUUCCCUUGCCCGCCCUGCUCCUCAACCCGCCACCUCCCAAGCCACCUCAUCAACAAGACCGAUGCCACCACCACCCGUUCGACCACCCACUCUCACCUCCGACCCCACUAGUGAUCUCCCAACCAUCAUCCUCGCGAUGCGCAAACUCCGCGAAGCCAUCCUCGGUUCCCGACGCUGCGACGCCUUCGCUCAGCGCGCCUACAUGUUCAUCAUCCACGCCUGCAUCCUCACACGGUCCUGGGAAUCAUACCAGCCCGCUCUUCAAUACCUCCUCCGCUCCAUCCACCCCAUCACUCCACUCUCUCUACCCGAAGUCCAGGAGUUCUCCGCAUACCUGAUCCUCGACCUCGCGUGUCGACAGGGCGACCUACAGGACGCUUUCGUCGCGCGGGCGAAGUGGAGGAAUCGCGAUCGGAAAGUUGGAGCUGUGUUGAAUGCGCUGGUGCAGGAUGAUUGGGUGCGGUUUUGGAGGGUGAAGAGGGCGGUGGAUGGCUAUCGGAGGGCGAUUUUGGAGUUUGCGGCGGAGGGGAUGAGGGUGCAUGCGUUGAAGUGUUUGGGGAGGAGUUAUAUGGCCGUCGAGAAGGGGUUUGUGGAGAGGAGUGGGGAUGCGAGUUGGGAGGAGUUGGUGAAGGGUGGGGUGGGGUGGGAGUUGGGUGAGGGUGAUCGGGUGGUUAUUCGGAGGCCGAAGCCGAAGUGA
Zymoseptoria tritici IPO323 is the source of this 948-nucleotide messenger RNA. RefSeq lists its product as uncharacterized. Bases 1 to 948 code for a protein of 315 amino acids. NCBI's taxonomy places the organism in Eukaryota, Fungi, Ascomycota, Dothideomycetes, Mycosphaerellales, Mycosphaerellaceae. The record is from RefSeq and is a predicted model, not a curated record. The transcript is spliced from 2 exons.